Messenger RNA from Thyridium curvatum, 2499 nucleotides. RefSeq lists its product as uncharacterized. NCBI's taxonomy places the organism in Eukaryota, Fungi, Ascomycota, Sordariomycetes, Thyridiales, Thyridiaceae. The coding region runs from base 1 to 2499 and encodes 832 amino acids. The transcript is spliced from 7 exons. Gene Ontology annotation, biological process: sterol metabolic process. Gene Ontology annotation, molecular function: heme binding; monooxygenase activity; oxidoreductase activity, acting on paired donors, with incorporation or reduction of molecular oxygen. The record is from RefSeq and is a predicted model, not a curated record.
AUGUCGGAGAUGCUCAUGACGGACUCCGUGUCCCUUGUCCGACGAAGGAUUGAACACUCAUCUCUGGCCUUCCAGGACGAGACUUUGAAUUCUGUGGUGACACUCGCCGCCAUAGAGCAUGGUAAGGGGAAUGUUGACGUGAGUCGUAUGCACAUCGAGGGCAUCAAACGCAUUGUUGAUGUCCGCGGUGGAAUCGGCGCUGUGAAACGCACAAGCCCUCUCACUGCUGGCAUGGUAUCUUGGGUGUCUCUACUUGUUAUGGGAGCCCCUCAGUUCGAUGUUCAAGAGGGAUCUGAGAGAGCAGAUGGGAUCGAAGCAACCCCGCAGUGGGAGGCCGCUGCUCCCAGUGAGGCGACUCUGGGAGAUUUCAGUGAGCAGCUCAAUCUGGAUCAGGCCAUUGCGGAUGUUCUCGCCCGUCUUCGGACUAUAUACCACCAACCGGCGAUCUCUAAAUUGACGACGAACGAAAUGCAUGAUCUCACGGGCUUUGUCAUGCACAAGUUGCUGCUCCUGCCUCCUUUCGUAUCUCUGGAUGAGGCGCGAGCAGCCAGUUCAGAAUGUCUUCGCUACAGCCUGGCGCUCUACAUACUGGUCAUACGUGGUACCACGUACUACUCGCAUUACGACUUGGCAAACAUCAUUCUCCUCCAGCUCCGGAUGCACCUCGAGGCAUUGAGCCAGACCUGCCACCGGUUUGGCUCACUUUGGCUUUGGACAAUUACCAUGGCCUUGGCUGCGCCAGUUGGUCUGACUAAUCUGCAAUGGGCUCGCGAGGAAGCUUGCACUGCUGCCCGAGCGAGGGGCCUCCGUGCAUGGAGGCAUGUGGUUGUCCAUCUCGAGAGCAUCAUGUGGAUCAAGACGGCCCAGGAAAGCAUGUUCCAGCAGAAGUGGGAGGUGGUGUUGAGCCAAACAUGGCAGGGAACAGGGCUAUCCAUGCCUGCGUCCUGUCUAUCAGGCCAUGGUGCAAGAAAGCAUGAAGUCGGUGGCGGCCAAUGGCACACAGGCCACAGAACUCGGCAUCGCGAACCGAGCAGCUGGGCUUGUUACAAGAUGUUUCUUGGUGUCAACCCCGUGGCAAAUAUUGACGACUCUUCUGCUUGCGGCGGUUUCAUGUACCAAUGGAGAAAAGGCCCGAUCGCUGGGCCUGCUUUCAAGAUUCCCUUCAUGGGCACGUUCAUCGACGCUAUCCUCCCCAGAUUCGACAGAUUUGUCGUACUCGCCUCAGAUCGAGACCUUGCCCACAAGGUCUUCAAGUCCCCUACAUAUACCAAGCCUUUUAUUGUCCCAAUGGCGAACAGGGUCCUGACCCCGAAUGCGUUGGUCUUCCUCAUGGGCAAGGCUCACACAGAGUUCCGCAAAGGACUCACCGGUCUCUUCACCAACAAAGCACUUAGCACAUACCUUCCGGUUCAAGAAAAGGUGUAUUCCGACUUCUUCGACAAGUUUGUUGCCACCAGCGAAGCCCACGGAGGGAAGCCAACUGCCUUCAUGGCCUUGUUCCGCGAAAUCAACUGCGCCCUCUCUCUACGGACUUUUUUCGGCGAUUACAUUUCUCACGAGGAGGUAGAGCGUGUAACCAAUGACUUUUAUGUAGCCACCGAAGCUAUGCAAGAUCUUGUCAAUAUCCCUUUCGCCGAGUACAUCCCUUAUACAAAGGUGUGGCUUGGUAAGCGCGUGGCGGACAGGGUACGAGCAGAAUUCUGCAAUUAUGCUGCGGCGAGCAGAGCAAACAUGGCAACGGGCGCCCAGCCGAACUGUAUCGUGGAUCAAUGGGUCCAGCACAUGCUCGAGUCGAAGCGAUAUCAAGAGAGAGUUGCCGCAGGUGAAGAAGGCUUGCAGAAGCCGACCAACCUGAUCCGAGAAUUUUCCGACUACGAGAUAGCCCAGACCUUGUUUACGUUUCUCUUCGCCUCGCAAGACGCCUCUAGCAGCUCGACUACCUAUCUCUUCCAGGUUCUUGCACAGCGACCGGAUGUUCUCGACCGACUGCGUGCCGAAAACCUCGCUGCCAGGGGCGGUGAUACUCACAAGCCUGUCGACCUUGCAAUGCUCGAGUCUCUUACAUACACAAACGCCGUCGUCAAAGAACUCCUGCGUUAUCGUCCGCCCGUUAUUUUUGUUCCGUAUCUCGCACACAAAGCCUUUCCCGUCACGCCCGACUACACCGUCCCAAAAGGUUCUAUGAUUAUCCCCUCUUGCUACCCUGCGUUGCACGACCCGGAAGCAUAUCCAAACCCCGAAGUGUUCGAUCCGGAUAGAUGGAUCACUGGAGAUGCCGAGUCCAAAACAAAGAACUGGCUUGUUUUUGGGACCGGAGCACAUGAUUGCUUGGCAAGAAGAUAUGUACCGCUCACAAUGACGGCAAUGAUUGGAAAGGCGUCCCUUGAGCUGGACUGGGUCCAUCACCCUACACCCCGAUCCGAAGAAAUUAAAGUGUUUGCAACUCUAUUCCCUAUGCUAUUAGGAUGGUUGCCCUCUGGUAUUCACGAAGAGGGUUGA